Messenger RNA from Arachis stenosperma, 778 nucleotides. Its product is annotated as protein DOG1-like 4. Gene Ontology annotation, molecular function: sequence-specific DNA binding. The coding region runs from base 17 to 736 and encodes 239 amino acids. Gene Ontology annotation, biological process: DNA-templated transcription. Lineage: Eukaryota; Viridiplantae; Streptophyta; Magnoliopsida; Fabales; Fabaceae. The transcript is spliced from 2 exons. The record is from RefSeq and is a predicted model, not a curated record.
ACGCACCAUUUCCACAAUGACCCCUUUGGCCUUCUCUCAAUUCUAUGAAAAAUGGUUUGAUCUUCUCCAUCACCUUGUCAACCAGCUCUCCGACUUUGCUUCGUCCAUCGCCAACGCCAAGGAAGAGUAUAUUUCUCCCUUGGUAGCGGCGAAGCAGGAAGAGAAGUUGGCGCAACUGAUUGGCAAAGUGAUGUUGCACCAUGAGGAGUACUUCAGGGCAAAGUCACUCAUCACGGAGAAUGACCCCUUAAGCGUGGUGGCUUCUCCGUGGGCCACCACACUUGAGAGGUCUCUUCAUUGGGUCACUGGGUGGAGGCCUACUACGGCUUUCCACCUGGUGUACACGGAAUCCUCUGUGUUGUUUGAGUCCCACAUCGGAGAUAUUCUCCGUGGUGUGAAUACCGGCGACCUUGGUGACCUUUCUCCAACGCAGUUCCGGCGAGUCAGCGAGUUGCAAUGUGACACUGUGAAGGAAGAGAAUCAAAUAACAGAUGAGCUUUCAGAUUGGCAAGACACUGCGAGUGACUUGGUGGGACCACGCGCCGAGAGCAAAGAGAGGAUCGAACGGCUGAUAUGCAUCAUCAAGAAAGCGGAUGAUCUACGGCUCAGAACGAUGCGCAGCGUGGUUAGCUUGCUGUCGCCGCAGCAGGCGAUUGAGUUCCUCAUAGCGUCUGCAGAGAUGCUCGUGGGAAUCCGCGGGUGGGGAUCGAAUCAUGACUGUCCACGUGGCAGAUAAAAACCCCAUUGGAUUCUAUAUCCUAACCUCUAAUUUCUGUGU